AACGUGGGCCAUGGAAAUGUUUGCAUACAACUCUGCAAAACACGGAUAUUUUAAGAUAUAUAUUUAUGGUUAAAACUUGAAAAAAAAAUUGAAACUCAAUACCCAAUAUCGUUAUACGAUUGUGUUUAAAGGACCGGCGAAGACGUCAUAACUGGGCGACCAGUGUUUCGCGCACAUGCGCGUGUCGCCAGCUCCAAUGCCCACACGUGAGAUCGACGCGUUCCUUCCAGACCUAACGUGGUGAAGAUGGCGGAGAAUAAAUCAGUCCCCAGCGAUCUUUACAAAUCCGUGUACUCCUUUCUGCUGGAAAACAAAUUCGCCAAGGCGGCCCAGCAGUUUCUGAAGCAGACUAAAGUGAACCCGCAGGAUGAAAAUGAGGAGAGAUUACUCGACAUCUACAACUUUUGGGCAAAGUCUCCCGAGGCAAAGAAACGAAAGGCAAUUCCCGGCUCUGCUAAAGCCACCAACGGACCUGCCGCAAAGAAAGCGAAGGGUGCUGCAGAAAGCUCCAGUAGUGAAGACUCCAGCGAUGAGGAGGUGGAAGCGGCUGCCGCUAAGACCACCCCGGCAGUUGUGAAGGCUGUGCCUGCUAAAGCUGCAGCUGCCAAAGCCGCAUCGAGCAGCAGCGAGGAUUCCAGUGAGGAUGAGGCUCCACCUGCAAAGAAAGCUGCUAAGGCCACACCUGCUAAGGCCACACCUGCAAAGGCUCCAGCCCCGACUCCCGCGGUAGCAGCAGCAGCCAGGAAGAAGGACGCCAGCUCCAGCAGUGAGGAGUCUGACUCUGAGGAUGAGAAGGCCCCCAAAGCCCCCGCCACCAAACCGAAGGCUGCAGCAGCCACAACACCGAAGGCUGCUGUGGCGGCUAAAGCGACACCGAAAAAGAAGGAAAGCAGCAGCGAGGACAGCUCUUCAGACUCUGAGGACAAGGAACCCGCCAAGGCUGCAGUCAAGCCGGCGCCUAAGAAGCCUGCAGCACCUGCUAAACCCGCUGCCGUCGCUGCAAAAUCUAGCAGCGAGGACUCGUCGGAGGAGGAGGCGGCUCCUCCCGCCAAGAAGCCCAAAGCAGGAGCGUACAGCGCUGUCCCGCCACCUGCUCCCGCCGUCGCAGCAGCAGCAGCCGCCCCCCCACCCAAGGCCAAGGACGACAGCUCUUCAGACAGCAGCGACGAGGAAGAGGCGGCACCAGCUAAACCGGCCCCCGUCAAGACCACCCCGGCCAAACCCAAAACCCCUGCGAAGAAGGCGGCCAGCUCUGACAGUUCAGACUCCAGCUCUGAUGAAGAGGAAGUGAAGAAGAAGCCCGUAGCCAAAAAGACCCCAGUGAAGACUACCCCGGCUAAGGCUGCUCCUGCGAAGGAAGACUCUUCCUCAAGUUCCGAGGAGGAAGAGGAGGUGAAGAAGACCCCAGCAAAGGCGACUCCUGCUAAAGCCGCCGCAGCUAAACCUGCGCCGGCUAAAGCCACACCUGCUAAAGCCACGCCCGCUAAAGAGUCUUCCUCUGAAGACUCCAGCUCAGAUGAAGAGGAGGCGGCGGCGGCAGUGAAAAAGCCCGUGGCCAAGGCCACUCCAGCGAAGACCCCGCCGGCCAAGGCGGUCCCCGCGAAGAAGGACUCCUCCAGCGAAGACAGCAGCUCUGAAGACGAGGCCCCAGCUAAGCCCGCUGCUAAGCCCGCUGCCAAGCCUGCAGCCAAGCCUGCCAAGCCCGCCGCCACCUCCACGCCCAAAGCCCCGGCCAAGGCGGCAGAGAGCAGCUCAGACUCGUCAUCCGAAGAGGACGAGCCUGCAAAGGCUAAACCAGCCUCCAAGCCCGCCACGCCUGCCGCCGCCAAGCCUGCUGCCGCCGCCAAGCCCGCCGCCGCCGCCAAGCCUGCUGCAGAGAGCAGCUCUGACUCGUCCUCUGAGGAUGAAGCUCCUGCUAAGGCCAAGGCCAAGCCCGCAGCGGCUAAACCAGCGGCCUCCAAGCCGGCCACCCCGGUAGCAACGCCAGCUGCUGCUGCAGAGAGCAGCUCCUCUGAGGAGGAGGAAGAGGCGGCCAAGCCUGCGGCCAAGUCACCUGCAGCCAAGUCACCUGCUGUGGCCAAGCCGGCGGCGGCCCCGGCCAAGAAGGCUGCAGAGAGCAGCUCCGACAGCUCCUCUGAGGAGGAGGAAGAGGCGGCCAAGCCCGCGGCCAAGUCACCUGCAGCCAAGUCACCUGCAGUGGCCAAGCCAGCUGCGGCCCCGGCCAAGAAGGCUGCAGAGAGCAGCUCCGACAGCUCGGAGGAGGAGGAGGAGGCGGCGGCGGCGGUCAAGCCUGCAGCAAAGUCAUCUGCUGCUAAGUCACCUGUGGCCAAGCCAGCCCCUGUGAAGAAGGCAGCAGAGAGCAGCUCCGACUCCUCUGAUUCUGAGACGGAGGCCCCGGCCAAGGCCACCCCGGCCAAGGCCACCCCGGCCAAGGCCACCCCGGCCAAGGCCACCCCGGCCAAGGCCACCCCGGCCAAGGCCACCCCGGCCAAGGCCACCCCGGCCAAGGCCACCCCGGCCAAGGCAGCAGCCAAGCCCAAGGAGUCUUCCUCCAGCGACAGCAGCUCCGAGGAAGAGGCGGCCCCCGCUAAGGCCACCCCGGCCAAGACCACCCCCGCUAAGGCCACCCCCGCUAAGGCCACCCCGGCCAAGGCAGCAGCCAAGGCCAAGUCGUCCUCCAGCGACAGCAGCUCCGAAGACGAGGCACCGCCGGCCAAGAGCACCCCGGCUGUCACUCCCAAGAGCACCCCGGCUGUCACCCCCAAGAGCACCCCGAAAGCCAAGGCUAAAGCCGCCAGCAGCUCCGAAGACAGUUCCUCAGACGAGGAGGCGGCGGCGGCGCCCAAGGCAGCCACGGCCCCCAGUACACCGGUCACAAACGGAAUAAACGGUAAGAGUAAAGCAGAUGACUCUUCUGAGAGUGAGGAGGAGGAGGAAGAAAAGACCCCCAAAACAAAGAAGGUCAUAACGACGCCACAAACUUUCCCCAAAGUCCACGCAAAGAAUGUGCCUUUCCGUAGAAUAAGAGAGGAAGAGAUUGAGGUGGAUCACAGACUGGCCAACAACUCGUUUGACGCCAAGCGCGGCUCAAAUGGAGACUGGGGCCAGAAGGCCAACGACGUCCUGAGGUACACAAAGGGAAAGUCCUUCAAACACGAAAAGACCAAGAAGAAGCGCGGCAGCUACUGCGGCGGGGCCAUCUCCACAGGCAUCAACUCCAUCCGCUUUGACAGUGACUGAGGAGGUCCCCCCGCUCAACCGUCCAACCACACCUGAACUGUUUACCCCCCCCCCCCCCCACUAGAGUGAAUCCCCAUCAUGGCAGGACUUGAAAUAUCCGAACCGAGGAUUAUGA
This is a messenger RNA of Gadus chalcogrammus (walleye pollock), 3355 nucleotides long. It is a transcript of the gene nolc1, whose product is annotated as nucleolar and coiled-body phosphoprotein 1. The transcript has 14 exons. The record is from RefSeq and is a predicted model, not a curated record. NCBI's taxonomy places the organism in Eukaryota, Metazoa, Chordata, Actinopteri, Gadiformes, Gadidae. Gene Ontology annotation, cellular component: nucleoplasm; nucleolus. The coding region runs from base 247 to 3240 and encodes 997 amino acids. Gene Ontology annotation, molecular function: protein binding.